Molecule: messenger RNA, 942 nt
Organism: Blepharisma stoltei
Lineage: Eukaryota; Ciliophora; Heterotrichea; Heterotrichida; Blepharismidae
Source: the annotation of a GenBank genome assembly
AUGGAUUCAUUAGAAAACUCAAAUAAAAGAUCUACUAGAAAAACUAAAGGGAAAAGAUACAGCUGGACUAUUGAUGAAUCAUCAGGAAUGGGCAUUAAAACAGGCCCUUGAACUGAAGAAGAAGAUGCAGCAGUAAUCAAACUCGUACACAAAAUUGGGCCUCAAAAGUGGAGCUAUAUCGCAAGACAUCUCCCAGGCCGAAUCGGAAAACAAUGCAGAGAACGCUGGCAUAAUCACUUAAACCCUCAUAUUCGUAACGAUUCCUGGACAGUCCAUGAAGAAUGACUAUUAUUCUUAUAUCACAAAACCCUUGGAAACCGAUGGGCAGAAAUUUCAAAAAUCCUUCAAGGCAGAACUGACAAUUCAAUAAAAAAUCAUUGAAAUUCUUCAAUGAAAAAAGUGAUUCCUGAGCUCUCAUGUAAAUAUGAUUUACUUAUCAGAUGUCAUGGUCAUGAUGAUUCUCAUACUUGUAUACAGCAUCCUUUAGAAGAUCUAGGGAGGAGGAAAAGGGGUCGUAAAUCUGCAAAUGAAAUAGCUGAGGGAAGCGAUAUUUAUUGUGUGCAUGCACAUAGGCAGAUUUUAGCUGAAGCUUUGGAAGCUUAUCAGCAAGAAGUUUGCUCAGGCGAUGAUAAAGAAAAUACUCCUUCUACUCCUUUGACUAAUAAGAAAAGAAUUCUUGUUGACUCUACACCAAGCUGUAAAGUUUAUAGGUUUCAGUUAGAGACUGAGGAGACAAGUUUUCAGUUUAGUCCUGAUGUGUCUCCUCCACCGAAAAAUAAUUUAACUGCUUUUUAUACUUCAAGUUUUCUGACAGAUACUGCAGCAAGCUCAAAUGGGAAUUCUUACAGUUUGAGAACUCCUGAUCAAAACAAAUCUCCAUAUUCUACGCUGUUUGAAAGUCCUAGCUUCAUGCUGAAUUUUGAUGCAAGUCCAAAAUAUUAA